UGCGACGAUCGGAAACCUAGAUCCUCUCCGCUGCUGUGGUGCCCGCAUACCCUCUCGACAUGGUUCCUAAUUAGUGGCGUUGACUUUUUCUGUGGAGGGUCUUUCCGCAUCGGGGCUUUUGAUAUAUCGUUAUUCCCUGACACUCGACUCACUGGCCUACUUUACGGAUCCCAUUGCGUCAACGUUGUUGCACCCCACCGCGAACCCUGGUUUUUGCGCCACUCCAGCCGCUAGCUCUCCACCCGCGACGUAGGAGCAGAUGCUAUUUUUCCAAUUGGCAUUUCAGCUAUGGCUCUAGAACAGCGAGGCGUUCUUUAUCAAGCGCUAUAAUUUCCGCGAGCAACAACCGGUUUCUGCAGCUGCUUUUCCACCGCCCUUUCCUUGUCGCCUUGGCGGGCCGAGCCGUGGCGAGAAUUGACGCAGAGCAAAGGCGGACUGGUUCAAGCCGCCCUAUUGUUGCCCGCAACGCCCUCACGCCAGCCCGAAUUCCGCGUUCUCCCCUGGGCUGCCCCCAUGGGCUCCGCGCACUCCCACUUGGAUCACAGCGAUCACGCUGCGCCACACGGGCCCCUUCGCCUGUCUCCGGCAACACUUUCGCGAAAGGUUUGCACGCCGAGCAGGGAGAAGGAGCAUCAGGAAGGGUUUCCCGCGCUUUCUGUCCCGAGCAGCGGGUUAGAGGCGAGAGAUUCAAGAUGUCACGAGGGAGGCGACGAGGGUGUCGACCGAGGGGGAGUUGUUGAGGAAGCGGGAGGAGAGGACGAAAGAAGCGAGGUAGAGGAGGAAGAGGAGGAGGAAGAGGAGGAGGAAGAGGUGGAGGACGAGGAGGAGGAGGAAGAGGAAAUCAUGGUGAGCUUCGAGUAUCACUGCCGCCGGGAGAAGCGGGGAGGGUCGCGGAAGGGUAGUGGGGUGGAUGAGACGAGUGGGAGUGGGCAAGACGAAGGCACGGAUGAUGAAGGGGAGGACGGGGAGGACGGGGAGGACGGGGAGGAGGACGCCAUGGAGGUAAAGAACCAUGCGCAACGCGCGGACACUGCGCUUCACAGCGGAGCGCCAGCACAGUCCGACAGGCCUGCAGCGGGACCGGGCAUUGCGGCCGCCGCGCUUCCUGCCGACGGCAAGUUUCUGCACGGAGUACCAGCAGCGGAAGGAAGGCCAGCGUUUGCACCAGCGUACGGCCAUUCGUUGUCGGCCUCCUCUAAAUUCCUCCCUCUCCAGUCGCCGCUCGACCCCUCCGACGCGCGCUGCGGUCUCUUCUCCUCCGCCUCCAUGGCGUCGGGCGCGGCGCGCUACCACCGUCGCAAGUCCUUUUCUUUUCUUUCCGGCGCCGCGCUCAGCGCCAAUGCGACGCUCGCGAACUCCAUCCUCUGCGCCAACACCGCGCGCGGAAUCUUGGGGGACAUCGACUCCCCCAAGACGUUCCGCCGCAUCGGCUGCAACGCGUCCUACGCUCAUCCCGCCGUCCCCGCGUGCUGCGCGCCGGCCUGCCCGCUCUCCUCCUCCUCCGCCUCCUCCUCCGUUUCCUCCAAUCCGCUCUCCUACUGUUCCGCUUCUUCCGCCUCCACCACCCCCUCCUCCGCCUCCGCCGCUUCUUCCGCGUCCCCCACGUCUGGUGCGAGCUUCUGGUCCUCCAUGCUUUCCGCGGGCGGCGGAAGCACGGGCGGGGGGCCCAUUCUUUCCGCGGAGUGCAGCAGCUCCGCGCCCGGGUCGCUGGGGCAGAGCUUUCUGCUGGCGACGGACGUGCAGGUGGCGGGAGGCGCGGCGGGCGAGGACCGCGUGCAGGCGGUGUGCUCCGAGGCCAAUGGGUGGGUGUUCUGCGGCGUGUACGACGGAUUUAACGGCCGCGAUGCCGCGGAUUUCCUGGCCGUGAACCUGUACGAGAGCGUGGGCACGCACCUGCGGCUGCUGCAGUGGCAGGAGCAGCACGCGGCGCAGCAAGAGCAGCAGCAGAAGCAGCGGCAGCGGCACCACCAUCACCACCACCAGAAGCAGCAGCAGCAGCACCAUCUCUGGCACAUGCUCCCUCCCCCUCCGCCUGUCUCCUUCCUCCCCCCCUCCCCCUCCACCGCCGUGCCCCCGCCGUCUCUGCUGCGCACGGCGAACCCGAGCCUGAGUCAGAGCAUGCCGUCGCUGCCCACCGUGUGCGAGGAGGCCUCCCCCGCCCUCUCGCCCCUCACCUCCGCGCUGCUCGCCAUCCCCAGCGCGGAGGCGGGCGGAAUCGGUGGCGAGGGGGGACUUGGGAGGUUGGGCGCGCAGGCUGGCGCACAAAGGGUGGACGGAGAAGGUGCAGAACGGGCAACAGCAGGGGCAGCAGCAGGGGCGGGAGAGCCGAGCGAGGCACAAGGUAACGGUGUGGCGGAGGGAGGUAGCGCGGGCAGGAGAGAGGUAGGGGUGGAAGGUGCUGGUGGCAUGGGCUGUGAUGAGGUCCGUAGUGGACGGAGUGGGGCUAGUAACAGACCAGAUAGAGGAGCUUAUUGCCACGAAUCAGCAACGGCCUUUUUGCCAGCAGCAAUGAACGAACCAUGGCAGCCAGCAACAGCAGCAGCACCAGCAGCAGGAGCAGCCGCACAAGCAGCACCGUCUGCUUGCUCGCCCGCCUCCUCUCCCACCACGCUUGCCCCUGCUCCCCCCACACCGUCUGUAAAUGGGACGGUCCCCGCCGAAGCCUCAUCGAAACCGACUGCCACAGGCACGCCGGUGGCUGCAGGCACGGGCACAGAAGCAACCGCCAGCCCCGCGGUGGCGCCGGGCGCGGCGGUGGAGGCGAGCGCGGCAGCAAGCGCGGCGGCGACGGCGGAGUUCCAGGUGGCGGUGCUGCGGUGCCUGCAGCGCGCGCUGGCGCACACGGAGCGCGACUUCCUGCGCAUGGUGGAGGCGGAGAUGGAGGAGCGCCCCGACCUUGCCAUGGUGGGCUCGUGCGUGCUGCUCGUGCUGCUGCACGGCCGCCACCUCUUCACGCUCAACCUCGGCGAUAGCCGCGCCCUGCUCGCCACCUGGGCCGCGCCCGGCGAGGGCGUGUCUGUUAGCAUGGGCGCCGCGGACGGCAGUGACGCCGACAGCGAGGGGCCGGGCGAGGGGGUGGCAGGGGGCAGGGGUGAUGGGACGGGGGCGGGGGCGGAGAGAGGGGGGUUGAAUGGAGACGCGCUUGCGGGGGAGGGAGGUGGCAGGAAGGGGGAGAGGGAGCGGAGUGGGUUGGAGGGGUUGAGAGCGGUGGUGCUGUCGGAGCAGCACUGUGUGGACUACGAGCCGGAGCGGCAGCGUGUCGUGGCAGAGCACCCGCAGGACGCCAGCGCCGUGGUGGGCAGGCGCGUCAAGGGCAAGCUGCGUGUCACGCGGGCCUUCGGCGCCGGCUACCUCAAGAGCGAGCGGCUGAACAACAAGCUGAUGGGCAUCUUCCGCGUGCGCGACCUGGCAUCACCGCCGUACGUGUCCAGCGUGCCGUACGCCAUGGCACGGCGCCUGUGUGCGCGCGACUGGUUUGUGGUGGCGGGCAGCGACGGGCUGUUUGACUUCUUCAGCAACGACGAGGUGGUGCAGCACGUGGCGGCCUUCCUGCUCGCGCACCCGCACGGUGACCCCGCCAAGCACAUGCUCGAGCAGCUGCUGCUGCGCGCCGCCAAGCAGGCCGGGCUGGGCGUGGAGGAGCUGCGCACCAUCCCGUCGGGGCGGCGCCGCAAGUACCACGACGACGUCACCGUCGUCAUCACGCUGCUGGGACCCGCUGCCCGCACCUCCACCGCCUCCACCCUGCACUGACCCACACAUACGCACGCACGCACAAGGGCACAGCCCCAUCCCCACGUGGGUUGGGUGCUGCCGAUCCCAGUCUUCUCCCCUCCCAGCCUAUCCCCCCCCCCCCCCCACAAUUCCUUCCUCUCUCUCUCUCUUUCCCCUGUCUUCUCCCCUUUUCCCCCUCCCUCCAUCCGCCCUCACCUCUCCCCGCCCAGCCUUCUCCUGUCAGUGGCUCUGCUACCAUGUGAACAUGUGCUUGGCCACACAGUUUUGCUUGUACAGUCAUCCACGCCUCCUCUCCUCCCUCCCUAUACCGUACCCCAUGCUGCCUCAACUUACCCCUGCACAGUGCACACCGAGCAUAUCACAGCACCUCAUGGCACACACGCCCUUCCUCCUCCCACCAUUUCCAACAUUUCCAAUGGACACUCUCCGCUCACAACAAUGCCAAAUUUUGCCACCCUCCAAACUUGAAUGAGAUUCUAUGAUGGCCGGCCAAUUUCGUCGCGACACCAGGCUAUAGCUCUUGGCCUGUUAUUCUGAGUAACCUGCUGCAUGUGUAGUGUUCUGCAGAAAGGCAAAAGAAUGCUGCAUUCAUUUUUUGUAGCUGUUAGUGACUAGUCUUAUUAAUUUUGACCACUACCUAUA
Molecule: messenger RNA, 4377 nt
Organism: Closterium sp. NIES-67
Lineage: Eukaryota; Viridiplantae; Streptophyta; Zygnematophyceae; Desmidiales; Closteriaceae
Source: the annotation of a GenBank genome assembly